AUGUCCAGAAUUAUAAUCUUAGUUGCGUUGCUUGGGCUGGUAGCAGCUGCUGCAGCUGAUUUUGCCGCAGAACCUCCCCAUUUCCGGCACAGGCCACGCCAUGAGCACAUGAUGCCGCCUGUGGGAGCCCCGAGGUCCUUCCCGGAGCACAAGCUGCUCCAUGAUAGUGAACAUGGCCCAGGCCCCAGGCCCGGACCUUUCGUGCACCCGCCCAGGAUGGCUGGAGCGCCGGACCACAUGGCUCACCACCACCAUGGUGCACACCCUCCCAUGAUGGAGCACGGUCACGGGCCCAAUGGGAAGGUCAUGCCACCAAGUCAUGCUCCCCAGAUGCAUCCGCAUCAUCACGAUCCUCUGGCUCCGGCCUAUUAG
Messenger RNA from Punica granatum (pomegranate), 372 nucleotides. NCBI's taxonomy places the organism in Eukaryota, Viridiplantae, Streptophyta, Magnoliopsida, Myrtales, Lythraceae. The record is from RefSeq and is a predicted model, not a curated record.